Molecule: messenger RNA, 915 nt
Organism: Erythranthe guttata (spotted monkey flower)
Lineage: Eukaryota; Viridiplantae; Streptophyta; Magnoliopsida; Lamiales; Phrymaceae
Biological process (GO): regulation of DNA-templated transcription
Molecular function (GO): sequence-specific DNA binding; DNA-binding transcription factor activity
Source: RefSeq, a predicted model, not a curated record
UUAAUAAAUUAAUGGAAGGAGAAAGAGGGUUGUUGCCGCCGAUUUAUGAUCAUCAUCAUCAUCUGCAGAUUUCUUUCUCUGCUCACCAUCAAGAAAUGGGGUUUGUACACUUCGAAGAAGAAGAUCAUCAUAACCAAGUUCUCAGCUUCUUGGUGGCGCCGCCACCACCACCACCACCCUCUCAGCAGCUCCACGGCGGCGCUAAUAAGCCAACCACCACCACAAAUUAUAAUAAUAAUGGUUCCUUAGGGUUUAAUAAUAAUCAUCAUAGUGAACUUGUAAAUAGACCCUCAUGGAAUAACGACCAACCGGUGGGAGGUGGAGCAGUGGAUCCGAAAGCAGCUAAUGAUGAUGAAAAUUGCAGUGCUAACACAAACCAAGCUGCUGCUCCCAAUUAUAAUUCAUGGUGGAGGAAUUCAUCAUCGGCAUCGGGGGGUUCGUCGUCGGCGACGGAGAAGAACAAGGUGAAGAUAAGGAGAAAACUAAGAGAGCCUAGGUUUUGUUUUCAGACAAGGAGUGAUGUUGAUGUUCUUGAAGAUGGCUAUAAAUGGAGGAAAUAUGGCCAAAAAGUUGUCAAGAACAGUCUUCAUCCCAGGAGUUACUACAGAUGUACGCAUAGUAAUUGUAGAGUUAAGAAAAGGGUGGAGAGAUUAUCGGAGGAUUGUCGGAUGGUAAUAACAACUUACGAAGGCAGACACAACCACUCUCCUUGCGACGACUCCAACUCUUCCGAACAAGACUGUUUCACCACUUUCUAGUUUAUAUAUAUUAAACCUCGUCGUCGUCGAUCCGUUUCUUCAUAUAUACAAGGAACAAUAUUGAUAUAUUAUAUGUCAGUCAAAAAUAUUUUGUUGGUAUAUGUAAAUGCAAGAGUGUGAAUUAUUUGAGCACUUAAAAAUUUAGUUUCUUAAUUAA